AGUUCGCGGAACAGUUAAGAGAAUCGCCGGAACACAUCUAAAAUUCCUUUUGUAUUUUUAACCAACCCCGUAGCGAAUCUAAACCGCCUAGGAAUAAUUUCCGAAGGUUUAAUAAAAAUGUCGGUCGUUGGAACCUGUCCAAUAGUCUAUUUUAUAACGUGCGUGUUGUUGAAAUAUUUUGCAAAGGAUUUCAGUCAGAUAUUUGAUGCGAAACAGGCUAUCCAAAAAAAUUUUUAUCAAGUGCUCUAUAUACAGUUUUGCCUGGCUUUCAGCAGAGUCGGGUCCUUUCUGAAACCAAUAAAUGGCGUAAAAUUGUUUCGUUUGCUAUUGCAGGAAAUGCUCGAGACCCACUACGAUAAAUAUGGCCAUAAAUUUUAUACGUAUCCGGAAUAUUCGAAGAUGUACUACGAUUACGGCAUUAAGGGGCCCCACCUAUUCUGCGAACCUGCUAGAAUCAGGUAUCUGUACAACUGCUAUUGGCCAGAAGGAGCCAGAAAUUUUGUAUCUGCCGAUGCCAAGAUCAGACGCAGCUUGCUAAGAAGUCAAAUGACAGCUUGGAGACAACUCUUUUAGUUUUAAGCAUUAAGCACCAAAUGUUCAUCACUGCGAUAAUACAAUAUACUGAAAUAUAUUUUAAUAAAUAAAUAUUUAUAUAUAAUGUAAUAAAUUUCGUUGAUUCUUUUGUUAACUGUUUAAUAUAUACAUUGAUCA
Molecule: messenger RNA, 711 nt
Organism: Cylas formicarius (sweet potato weevil)
Lineage: Eukaryota; Metazoa; Arthropoda; Insecta; Coleoptera; Brentidae
Exons: 3
Coding region: 118-573 (151 amino acids)
Source: RefSeq, a predicted model, not a curated record